Molecule: messenger RNA, 522 nt
Organism: Syngnathus typhle (broad-nosed pipefish)
Lineage: Eukaryota; Metazoa; Chordata; Actinopteri; Syngnathiformes; Syngnathidae
Gene: smim20
Product: small integral membrane protein 20
Exons: 3
Coding region: 97-294 (65 amino acids)
Biological process (GO): mitochondrial respiratory chain complex IV assembly
Cellular component (GO): mitochondrial inner membrane
Source: RefSeq, a predicted model, not a curated record
AAUUCGUUUCCUCUGAACCCGGAAGCAAAUGACUCAAACAUUGCGGACUUACAGCAGGUGAGCGUAGCGGCUCUCCUUGCCGAACGACCAAGAAUCAUGUCCAAAAACCACAAAACAGUGUUGAUUUUUGGAGGAUUCAUAACAGCCGUCGCUGCUGCGUUCUACCCCAUCUUCUACUACCCGCUCACUCACAAAAAUGAGUACAGUGGUGGGUCACCCCCUCCACUUCAGGAGAAGUCCAGAAGACGAAUCGCUCAGGAAUCGAACAGGCCGACGUGCAGCCCCUUGGUGUGAAAAUAUGGUCCGAUCCGUUCAAGAAGUGAUUGCCGAUGGAUGUCGCUCCGCUCGGCGUGUGAGUGCGUCCACCAAGGAUUUGACUUUGUAUCCAUUAUGCGAAGGGGACCCACAAUGGAAAAACGACUUUGUAAUAUUGAGCACAGCACGGCUUGAGGGUUGGAGUCCUGUGUGGAGUUUGCAUGAUUGACAUGUGCCAGCCAUUAUAAAAUAUACCUAUUGAAAAUA